Messenger RNA from Myiozetetes cayanensis, 9182 nucleotides. Its product is annotated as heparan sulfate glucosamine 3-O-sulfotransferase 1-like. Lineage: Eukaryota; Metazoa; Chordata; Aves; Passeriformes; Tyrannidae. The transcript is spliced from 5 exons. The record is from RefSeq and is a predicted model, not a curated record. The coding region runs from base 1488 to 2417 and encodes 309 amino acids. Gene Ontology annotation, molecular function: [heparan sulfate]-glucosamine 3-sulfotransferase activity.
GCUUCGCGUCCCCGCGGUUCCCCCAAAUCCUGCCCGCCGUUUAAAAAUCGCUCUCUUGGCACAAGCGCUCGGGAGCCAGGCUCACUUUAUCGCCGCUGACGCUGUCAAAAUCGCUGUGGCUCCAGCAGUAAGAACAGCGAGCCCCCUCCCUCCCUCUCUCUCUCCCUCCGCCGGGUCACCCGCUCCUCGUGAGAAACCAAACGCUGAUAUUCCUUUCGCUUCAUCUUCCCCGCUUACGCGAGGGUGCGGAAGACUUGCUAAUUAAUUUACAUACGAGGGAAUGAUGUCUGAAGGAAGGAAAAAAUACCCCGUUGCACCUGCUCCGCCGAGACUUGUCAUCUGAAUCUGGAGGAGAACUAUAAAUCAUGUAAAGUGUUCGCGGUGGAGUCGGCUUCUUCUGAGAGCUGUAGGAUUAUGUAUCCAAAUGCUGAAUUUAUAUUUCCCACUAGGAAAAGACUGAAACUCAGGUGCAGCCAAAAUCUCAGUGAAGAGACACAUUUCAAAGAAUAACUAACAAUGAAGUGACAAAGUAUUACAAAAAAAAAAAACAACCAACAAUGGAAACGUUUCAGUACCUCAUCAUGAAAUUGAAAUUUAAAGGCUUUCUAAGUUUUUGGACUACUUCAAUUGAAAAAUUUUGGAUGUUUUGUGUGCAGAAGAGCACCAUAAGAGAAAACUUUGCAAUCCUCCUGGAAGGAAAGGAAUACAGUACAGUUGGAUGAUGAAAGAUGCCAACAGAAAAGGAUAGAUUAUGAAGCACUGAAGAAAAAAGGAGCAGAAGACCAUACAGAUUUUUGGCCUGAGAUGGCUUCAAAUCCUUUUAACUUUUCUUCUGUUAAAGAACUGUAUUGUGGAACAUUGGGCUUAAAACAUCCAUCCUAUGUACAGUAUAUUUAUUACACUUUAUCAGAAAAGUUGCAUGUUAGUCUGACUUAGUAAUUUAUGUUAUCUUUCAGUUGCAGUAACUACAGAAUCCAGAUGAUUUAAAGAUCGAAACUUCUGAGAAUACGUCUGAUUCUUUCCUUCUGUGUGUCAGGUUGUUGAAAAUUUCACUCUGAAUGUCUGCUGCCAUGCUUAAUUAGCAAGCAGAUCAUAAGUGAAACUGCUUCUUCACCAACUGUGACCAGCAGGUAUUGACAAGAAAACCAUGUAAACUCUACAAAUGACUGCUGGUGUGCUUAAAACAGCAGAAAAAUAUGUUCACUUCAAUGUCCCUGGGGCAUUUAACUUUGUAUUAGACAGCAGCUUUUACUGGAAAUCUGAGCACAGCGCUUGUGAACCUGCAAAAAUCUAUAGGAGUUUCUAGAGCCUUAUCAAAUACCUGAAUACUGGUAAGACCAGUCAGAUCUAAGGAGAAAAAUGUGAAAAGAUGCUUCAGAAACUUGCUGUGUGCUUACCACAGGUUCUGCCAACCAUCUCAAGAGGGGACUUACCUAUUCUUUCAUUAGUAAGCAUAACAUUAUCUUGAAAUAAUUAUUCCUCUCCACAUGGCCUUCCUACUAGUGUCAGCUUAUCUUCUGCUGACUCAUGCUCGGGGUGCUCCUGUUGAGAAUGGGGCACUGUUGGAAACACUGAAGUCACAAGUAGGAUUAUUCAGCAAUAAAAGUGAACACUAUUCAGCACAGGUGAGACCUCCUGGCACGAGCCGACAAAUACCUCAGACAAUCAUCAUAGGAGUUCGUAAAGGAGGGACAAGGGCUUUGCUGGAAAUGUUGGAUAUUCAUCCUAAUAUUGUGGUAGCAGCUACAGAAGUCCACUUCUUUGACUGGGAUGAAAAUUAUGUGAAAGGAAUAGACUGGUAUAGAAAUCUGAUGCCAUUUUCUUAUGGAAAUCAAAUAACAAUUGAGAAAACACCAGGCUAUUUUACAUCACCACAGGCUCCGGGAAGAAUUCAUGACAUGAAUAGCUCCAUUAAACUGCUGCUCAUUCUAAGAGAUCCCACUGAGAGAGUUAUAUCUGACUAUACUCAAGUAUACUACAACAGAGUAGAAAGCCACAAGCCUGUUCAGCUUUUUGAAGAUAUUGUUAUUAAGAAUGGAGUGCUUAAUACCAAAUACAAAGCUAUUCAGAGAAGUCUAUAUGAUGUUCAUAUGGAAAAGUGGCUUAAGCAUUUCAGUUUGGAUCAGAUUCAUAUAGUGGAUGGCAAUACUUUAAUCAAGGACCCUCUUCCUGAAUUACAAAAAGUUGAAAGAUUUCUAAAUCUUCCUUCCCGAAUUAUGUCUUCUAAUUUUUAUUUUAACCAAACCAAGGGAUUCUACUGCAUUAGAAGUGAUGGGAGGGAGAGAUGUUUACAUGAAUCCAAAGGGCGUCCCCAUCCUCUCGUUAACAGCACUGUUUUAGAGCAAUUGUAUUCUUACUUCAGAGAGCACAAUGCAAAAUUUUACAGAAUGGUUAAUCAUUCCUUUGACUGGCACUAAUGCAUUUGGAGUUGAUAUUUCUUAAAAAGGGCCUGAAGUAGACUCUUUCAAACACAUCUUUAUAAACUGUAAAGACAUAUAUUAUGAAAAUUAACACACUGGCUAUAUGCUUCAUUGGAAUAACACAUUUGUUAACUCAUUGAAAUGGUACUCUUUAUGUUGGGAAAAAUAAGUUUUAUGUAUUUGUAUGAUUACUGUGAGUCAUAUUCUGAUCUUUCUCUCAUCAUGCAAAUACAUUAACUUAGUACAGCAAACUUAGUACAGACGUGUAUCUCUACAAAAUUUGUGCUGUUUUGGAAAAAAUGCUUCUAACUGUAAAAAAUGUAAAUAUUUGAAAUGGUAUUAUUCUAACUGUUCUGUAUUUUUUGUUGUUAGUAUUUUUUUAUAUCCCACACAACAAUAAUGGUGUUGAUUUCUAGAAUUUUCAUAAAAUAAGCUCAAAUUGUAUGUUAAAACAGGGGCAUGAAUAGUGGCUCCAAUAAAUCAUUCAUCCUCUUUAAUAUGCUGAAGUACUUAAUCAAUAAAUAAUAAAAGGAAUCUCCUUCACCUGUAAUUUUGAAUAGGUGAACUAGAAGCUACCUGUCUGUAUAUCAUUAGUAUUAAACUAUUAAGCCACACUCUUACUAUCCUGGGUUUGCAAAAAAAUCUCCAAAAUCACAAAUCUCCAAAGUAAGAACAUGAACUGUUUGAAGAAGAUUAAAGUGAGAGUUCUGAAUAUAAAGAAAUUAAAAUAUCCCAGGCAGCCUCAAUUUACAGUGAUACUUUAUACAUUAAAAAAAAAAGGCAUAAAAAUUAUUAGUAUCAGCAACUGUACAAAUAUUUGAUUAUAUCAAUUUCGUCACUUUGCUCUUGAAUGGAAAAGUUCUUAGUUAGUACUACCAUAUUAAUUAUGUUUGCAUUCUGUGAAUAGUUAUUCUAUUGCUCUCCUGGUUUUGGUUUAUAUAUCUUCCUUGGCACAUUGAUUCAUGUUUAAAAAAAAAAAAUUAUUUGUUUGCCCCCUGAAGCAUGGAGUAAUUCUUAUUUUGCCAUUUCUAAUGCAGACCAUGGAACACUCUCAAAAAACAUCCUGUUGAGUGAUAUAUCUUAGACAGUGUUCAAUACGCUCAGUAUGACAAACUCAGAUUAUACAUAAGAAUCACAUUUGUCUAUAGCUCUGCAUUAGGAUUCUAUUUUCAAAUUUUUUUUUUUUUACAGUAUUGUGCUGGUCUUUUCUACUUUUUCUUGUAAAUAUUUUAUUAUCGAUACCAAAGAAAAAAAUCGACUUGAAAUGUUAAAUGUUAAAUUUGCUGCCAGAUAGACCUACAGAUGCAGAUGUGCUUGUUUGCCACUGUACCUUGCAAUCCAGACACCCUGGUGCACCCCCUGGUAGAAGCAGCGCUCAGCAGGUGCCUCUGAGAGCCCUGAGAGCACAGGUGAGCUGCAGUGCUGUGGGCCCACUCUGAGCAUCGCAGCGUCCAACUCCACCGAGCCCUGGGGAGGGUCCUGCAUCUGUGUCCUGUCUGUCCCUGCUCAGCCUGCAGGAGUGUGUAUGUUCUUAGCAUGGGAUUCGAUCUUCCACUUCACAGGCUAAAAGGUAUGUAUUGCAGUGGUAAUUUGGGGCUUCUAAUACCUUAUGACCAGGCCACUUAGAUAUUAGGCGUGUAGGAGUAUUCCACUGAAACUGCACAGAACCAGACUUGACUCGGAGUAUGUGGAAACAGCCUUCAUCAAUAUUUCCUUAAUAAAUGUAAAAUGUUUAAAAUAAUAUAAUAAAUCCUAUUCUUUACCUGUUCCACUACUUGUAUAUGUAUAUAUGAGAGAAAAUUAUUUUCGUUAGCAUGUAAUUAAUCUCUGAAAUUACCUUUCUGGACUAUGAUUGUUUACUACAUCUUUGAUUUCUACAGAAGCCCAAAUUGUUUUUUACUUCUGCCACUUUUUCUGAGAUUGUGGCUUCUUAAUCAUUAAUAUUGAUCAGAGGGGGGCACUAAGAAGUACAAUAUCAAUGGGACUGUCUAUAAAUAUGAAUAUAUUUGUUUCAAAUUCAAAGAAUGCAUUGUUUAUGCUCAUCUUCUACCAUCUCUACAAGAUACCUCUACAAUUGGAUAGGUAAAAUGUAAUAAUUACAGUUGUACAGUUUAACAACAUCUUCUUUGUUAUUUGUCAAGGGAAAAGUUACACCAUAAAAAUUCAGUACUCUGAAUUAACAGUGUGAUUCUAUAUCAGAACAACUCUUUGUAUUUUGUGGGCACAGCACUUUUGCCUGAUAACAGAACUCCCAAAUCCAGAUUUGCAGUAUUUUUUAACACAGCCUGUUCUUUCUGACCAAUGUAAUCUCAGUGACAAACAAAACCCCUUCCAGUCCACUAAUUUUAGAUUUACAUUAUUGAAGGUAGCAACAUAAGUGCAGUUUGUAUCAGAUACAAAUAUAUUGCUUUAUUUCUUAUACAUUCCAAAACUCUCUUCCUUUUCUCUCUCUCUUUUCUUCCUUUUCUCUCUCUCUCUUUUUUCUUUUUUUUCCUUGCAAGAAGUGAAUUUGAAAACAAUGUAUGCUUUAGCAAAGGUUUCAGGUAGAUGCUAGUAAUUGAAGAAUUCACGUCUAUAUGCCAUAUUCAAUUUCAUAGGCUUCCAAGAAAAAGGAAGAGAAAAAAUUCUAAUGUCUUCCUAUAUUUAUGCCUGCAGGCAUCAAGUCUUUCUCUUUAUUCUCUGAAGUUUGCAGCUAAUCUUUAAAUGAGCUGAAUGCAGGAACACCAGUUGGCAGGAGCUUUAUGCAUCUUUGAAAAUGCAGGUCCCUUUCUGGAAUUUACAUUUAAAGGAGAGCUGAGCUGUAUGGAUUAGUGAUGCAUAUAUCUACUUGAUUUGUUAUCACUCUUCAUUCCUGCUCAGCACUUCUGGGAAGGACAGAGUUGAUGGAAUGAAUUCAAUGAUCAUUUUAGAGUUUACUGAGUUGAUGGAAUGAAUUCAAUGAUCAUUUUAAGUUUGCUAAUACCUUGAGAAGUAUAUUAUGCAUAGUAUAAUCUGGGGGAAGGGUUGGUUGUUUUGGUUUGGUUUUGCAUAAAUCAAGAUUCUCAUCAUAAGUUUAGCUUUGGUAAAUAGUCUACAAUAACCUCUGCAUAACAGAAUUCAAUAAAUAUAAUAGACUGUAAUUUUAUAUUGCAGACUGUUUCAAUCAAUUUCUCAUUUUGUGGUCUGAGAAAUAUGCUCUCAUGCAGUCCUGGCCUUCUCCAUUCUUACUGUCUUCAAGAAAACCCUUCUUGCCUCAUGCUCAGGACAGGGAUCAGGUCAACUUAACAGACAAUCCACUGAGCUACACUUAAAUAGUACUGAAAUAAAAGUACUCAGUAUUUGGCACUUGGAAUUCAGAACUAGUCAAAUUUUGGAAAGACCUGUAGGAUUACAACCAGUUUAAAGCUGUUAUUAACAAGUCAGUUCUCAAUUUAAGAAAUUACAAAUAUCUCAUGAACUUCCACAAUUGAUAGUAAACCAUAAACUAUUCUUCUCCACAUGGGUCAUCAAAGGUUUUUCAUCUUAUUAUCUGAUACUCAAGAGGUGUUUGCAAAAGUAAAUUUCAUGUGGACAGAUCACUUAAAGAGAUCACGCAGUUAUUUCAAAGGUUUCUGGGAGCAUCUGAAGUAGAUGGCAUAGUCACAUGUAAGACUACUGCAGAACUUGUGAUGAUUUGAGCAGCUCUUUGAUUUUGUUUUACAUUCCACAAAUACUAAGCUUUCACUUUAAAUACUGUUCCUUUCCUUUUUUAGUAAAAUUGCCAUAGUUAUAGUUUCUUUGAUGUACUAUCACUGAGAAUUAACAGUCUCAAGCAACUGCAGCUGUAACCACAUCAGUUUAGCCUUUGCCACAAUAAGCAGCACACAGACUUAAUAUCUAUGAGUCUAAUAUUACUAUUUUUUUAUAUAGACUAUAUAUAUUACCAAUAGUACAUAAAGAAAAAUUACUGUGAAACUUAAAAGCUAGGAUUUUGCCCCAAAAAGCUCCUAGUAUGUAACUAAUAGGAAAGAAACCAAGAACUUCCUCUAUUGCACUCACACCCAUUAUUUUAACAGGAAUAGGAUUGGAUUUUUCCAUUGUAUCCUCUGUAUCUAACCUGGCUUUUGAUCUUUUCUUUUGUAGCUUAAGCUUGAUAGUGCAUUUACAAUUCCUCUUAAAGAAUAACUGUUAAAACAAAGACAUUUUUUCAGUAUUGUGGAAAACUUUAUACAGGCCAUGCACAUCAUUGCAAGCUGCUACACAUCAGCUCCUUCGGUAUCCACGUGAUACAAAGACAAUAAUCCAAUAAAGAUUAUCUAUUGAUGACCAAUCAUAUUGAUUACUGUCUGGAAGCACAUCCAGAUGAGGAGUUUUCAGUCUUCAUUCACAUCAAAAAGAAAUUUUUAAAAAAUUAGGUUGUUUCUAUCAAAUUUGACUGCUCAUUGUCUUUGCCUUCUUAUAUUAGAUAAAAAUUUUAAUAUUUACAUAAUACCUAUAAUUUCUUGCUUUAUCUAUGUGGUCAAACACAAAAAUAUGACUUAUCAGUUUGCUUACACAGUUUAAUUGAAAAAAAAAAAAGACAUAUCCCCCAAUACCUUGGUUCAUAGCAAGAAAUGCACAAUAACCUUUCCUUUCAGAGAAAGGAAUAUUUAAAUUAUUAAAAUAAGUAUUAUACAAUUGUAAAUUAUUAUUUUCUAUAUUUGUGGAUUUGCUCCUUCAUUUCCUUCAAAAGCUUGACUUUUGUCAUAGAAAUACACAGACACAUUGGAAAUAAAAUCAUUAAUAAUUUGCCUAGCACAUUAAUCAUUACCAGCAGUUAAUGAAGAAUAUUUAGCUACUGGCCAAAUAGUUUCCACUUCAAUUAUUUCAAGUUUCAAUGUGACACUAAAUCAUGUUUCUAUUUUCUAAAACUAAUUUAAAAGUUAAAGCUGACAGUGGCUAAAAAGACUCUGUAGUAUCAUUCUGUGAUUACAGGGGAAUUGUAUUGUCUUGUCUUUAAGGUUAAUUAACAGUGACAUGUGCUUACUACAAUUCCUGAAAACAUUUUGGAAGCCAAGAUUCUAACAGAAAUGCAAUGUAUAAAUCAGUCCUUGAACUGCAACUUAGAGAAAACACAACAGAUGAAAACAGGCUGCUAUAAAUCAUAGCAUAUAAAUCAUCUGUUAAAAUCUAUGUGAUGCAAAAUUUACAGCCUCGCCUGUAUUAGCCCAUCUAACAAGUACUAUGAAGCUUAUUUUCUGAUGCAAAAUAGCUUUACACUUUUACAUUGUAUGUUUUUUCGGUUCCAUCACAAAAACCUCUUGAUAAGUGCGUAAAGAAAAACAUCUUCAUGUAAACUCUUUACUGGUGAUACAGUUUUUCUCUCAAAGGCCAUUUCUCUAGUUUUGUAUUGUUUCCUCUGAGAUAAAAAGGUGGGUUGAGUCACCCGGCAAUAAAAGAAGAGAGUUAUCAUGCCAGAACUAAGAUUACUUCUGUUUAUUACAGUUCUCAGUGAAAAACAUUUUCAUAUAGGGACAGAUAAAAGUUUACAAUCUCUUUGUAUUUUCUCUGUCUUCUUAACACAACUCUUACAAUUUUUCUUAUUCUGAAGAAUGUUACUUGAAAUACUUACAUUGUCACUCUAGAGCUCUGACUCCCAGAUUUAAAUCAGAUGGCAGUAAUAAAAAGGAAGCACAGGUAAUUAAGAAUCCAUUCUCUUUGCCUCUUGGACUGGCUAAGGUUUUCUUAUUUUUAAACUCUUCCGAUGUGAACAUUUUGAUCCAUCAUAAACUUUCUAUGUAUCAGCCAAACUUGCAAUACAAAAAAAAAAAAAAAAUAGGAGAAGAGAGACUAGAAUGCAAUAAAACCUGAGCUGAAGGCCCUCUUCUGCUGAAUAUUUGUUGACAUAAUAUGGCAGAGUUACAAACAAAAAUUACGACUGGCCUGGUAAGACAAUGCACAGGACUAAACAUGCUAUUCCAGGGAUUUAUCUAGGUAUUCCACAUGCCUGACCAAAUUUUAUGAUCAUUAGGCUAUUAGGGACACACACGAAUAUGCAUUUUCAAAACAAUGUAUUUCACCUUAUUAGAGAGUACUACAGUGCUGUAGGACAGGUUGAGUAUAUUAAGCCUGUCCUUGGCUGAAACUCUGCAGUGAUAUAAAGGCAAGUUGGAUGGGAAGUAACAAUUGCCCACACGGAAUGUUGGGCAUUUUAAAAUGCCUUAUGGAAAAUCAGCAGCACUAGAAGCAGCAGGUUUGUUGAUUUGACAGGGACUGUCAGUGUAGAAAAAUGCUGUGCAGCUGUCAUGAGAAGAUUGAAGAUACCUUUUCUAUACUCUGCCACGAUACAAAUCUGCAACUCAAGACAAGUGACGCAGAUGGAACACUGUAAACUGCAGAGGGGGGCAUUGCUGCCUUAAGUGACGAAAGAUUAAAGGCUCAUAAACACCAUAUGCUAUAGCUACAGACACACAUAUCAUACACAGCUUGCAAACUACACUGAGCUUAAAACAAAACCAAGAAGAAUCUGCAACUGUGCACAAAAGUGACCAUGUUGAAGGCAUGCUAAAACAGGGGCAACAGUUACAAUAUGAGCUAUCUAUAAUUUAGUAUUUGUCAUAUUAAUAAACUGAAGUUUGUUUAGACCGUGCACUAGGUACCUUCUGUGAGCUAGCACCAUAUACUGCUCUUAAUAUUUUCACCUUACAGACAAUGGGUUCAAAAUAAGCGUCAUUCAUUAUGUGUUUGCCAGACAACAGUGUUUAUGCAAUUGAAGUUCUUUGUCAGGUGUACAUAUGACAAAACUAAUAAAACAGAUGUACAGAU